Saccostrea cuccullata (small rock oyster) is the source of this 2194-nucleotide messenger RNA. RefSeq names its product glucose-6-phosphate isomerase-like. NCBI's taxonomy places the organism in Eukaryota, Metazoa, Mollusca, Bivalvia, Ostreida, Ostreidae. Gene Ontology annotation, molecular function: glucose-6-phosphate isomerase activity; carbohydrate derivative binding; monosaccharide binding. The transcript has 17 exons. Gene Ontology annotation, cellular component: cytosol. Gene Ontology annotation, biological process: glucose 6-phosphate metabolic process; gluconeogenesis; glycolytic process. The record is from RefSeq and is a predicted model, not a curated record. Bases 118 to 1791 code for a protein of 557 amino acids.
GCCGGUGACAGGAAAGAAACAGCUGAAGCAGGACAAGUACUUCAAGUAGCAAGAAGGAAGAAAACAGCAGAAUACAGUGUCAACUUUCACUUUGAUCAUUAGCAUUUAUUGAAGAAGAUGGCAGACAUCAAACGAGCUCCAUUAACUUCGGAGGCAGCCUGGAAAGAGCUGCAGAGUUAUUACGAUUCAAAGGGAUCCAAGUUAAACAUGCUGCAAAUGUUUAAAGAGGAUGCAUCUAGAUUUGACACGUUCAGCCAAAAGUUAGAGACAAAAGAUGGAGAUUUCCUUCUGGACUAUUCCAAGAACUUGGUGGACAGCACAACUAUGGGGCUUUUGUUUAAGCUGGCUAAAGAGAGGAAAGUGGAAGAAAUGAGGGCAGCAAUGUUUGCAGGUGAAAAGAUCAACUUCACAGAAAACAGAGCUGUUUUACAUGUGGCUCUUAGAAAUAAAUCCAACACCCCUACAAUGGUGGAUGGAAAGGAUGUCAUGCCUGAUGUGAAUGCAGUAUUAAAACACAUGAGGGAAUUCACUGAUUCCGUACAGAGUGGUGAUUGGAAAGGUUACACAGGGAAAGCCAUUACUGAUGUGGUCAAUAUCGGUAUAGGAGGAUCAGACCUGGGACCCCUCAUGGUGACAGAAGCAUUAAAGCCAUACAAGACAGGCCCAAAUGUUCAUUUUGUCUCCAAUAUAGAUGGCACACACAUGGCUGAAACCCUGAAAAAGCUGAAUCCUGAAACUACACUCUUCAUCAUUGCUUCCAAGACAUUCACGACACAAGAAACCAUCACCAAUGCCCAGUCUGCCAAAGCCUGGUUAUUGGAGGCAGCAAAACAGGACAGUGCCAUUGCCAAGCAUUUUGUUGCUCUAUCUACAAAUGCAACAAAAGUUAAAGAAUUUGGUAUCGAUGAAAAAAAUAUGUUUGGGUUUUGGGAUUGGGUAGGUGGCCGAUAUUCCCUCUGGUCAGCUAUUGGACUGUCCAUUGCACUCUACAUUGGAAUGGACAACUUUGAGGAUUUGCAGGCAGGGGGACAUUUCAUGGACAACCACUUUGUCAAUGCUCCAUUAGAAUCAAAUAUACCUGUGAUCCUAGCUCUGCUUGGAGUUUGGUACAACAAUUUCUUUGGAGCAGAAACUCAAACAUUGCUACCAUAUGAUCAAUAUAUGCACCGAUUUGCAGCCUACUUCCAGCAAGGAGAUAUGGAGAGUAAUGGGAAGUACAUCACAAGGAGUGGACAGAAAUGUAAUUAUAAAACAGGACCCAUCAUCUGGGGAGAGCCAGGAACUAAUGGACAGCAUGCAUUCUACCAGCUUAUCCAUCAAGGAACUAGGUUAAUUCCCUGUGACUUUUUAAUGCCAGUGAAAACCCAAAAUCCAAUUCAAAAUGGACUACAUCAUGAGAUUUUGACAGCAAACUUCCUGGCUCAGACUGAGGCUCUGAUGAAGGGGAAGACUGUAGAUGAAGCCAGAGAUGAACUCGUGAAGUCAGGAAUGUCACAGGCUGACAUUGAUCAUAUUCUUCCUCACAAGGUGUUUGAGGGUAACAGACCAAGCAACUCCAUUCUGUUCCAAAAGCUUACACCAUUCACACUAGGUCUUCUCAUAGCAAUGUAUGAACACAAGAUCUUUGUCCAGGGAACCAUCUGGGAUAUCAACUCAUAUGAUCAGUGGGGUGUUGAACUAGGAAAACAGCUAGCAAAAGUAAUUCAGCCAGAACUGAGAGGAAAAGAUACAGUUUCGAGUCAUGAUGGUUCUACAAAUGGACUUAUCAACUUCAUCAAGGCUCACAUGUGAUCUUCAGAUUUUAAAACAUUGAAACAAAGACAUAAUAUAGUUCUUUGAUUAGCAGUUUUAUGUACAAUUUGAUCUGAAGGUUGCUGCCAUAUGACAGAAGGUGACACAAAUAUACAGUGGGCUAUCAUUGGUGCUUAGCAUAGAGACACAGAAAGUAAUGAGUCAAAGAAUAACUUAAGUUUUAGUGUGUAUUUAAAAUAAUGAUUUAUCUUUUGUUGGAUUGUUAUCAUUUUUAAAUGGUUACUGAUAUUGAUUUGCAUUUGAAGGAUUUACUGCAAUGCAUAUACUUUUUCAUUUUACCGAUUAUUCCAUUUCAAUAUAUAUAUACAUUGUAUAUGUAUUUAUUAUUUAUACUAAAAUCAAUUUAAAGCUGUUGAAAAAAAAAAAACUGCUAUUUUUCUUU